This is a messenger RNA of Sciurus carolinensis (gray squirrel), 4912 nucleotides long. It is a transcript of the gene Tcof1, whose product is annotated as treacle ribosome biogenesis factor 1. Bases 36 to 4469 code for a protein of 1477 amino acids. Gene Ontology annotation, molecular function: protein binding. The transcript has 27 exons. NCBI's taxonomy places the organism in Eukaryota, Metazoa, Chordata, Mammalia, Rodentia, Sciuridae. The record is from RefSeq and is a predicted model, not a curated record.
GCGUGCAGGUGAGCCGGCUGGCGGGGGUCGCGGGCAUGGCUGAAGCCAGGAAGCGGCAGGAGCUGCUUCCCCUGAUCUACCAGCAUCUGGUGCAGGCGGGAUAUGUGCGCGCGGCGCGGGAAGUGAAGGAGCAGAGCGGUCAGAAAAGAUUCCUGACUCAGCCUGUCACCCUUUUGGACAUCUAUACACACUGGCAACAAACCUCAGAGCUCGGCCAGAAGCAGAAGGCAGAGGAAGAUGCAGCCCUGCAAGCCAAGAAGACCCGAGUGUCAGACCCCACCAGCAGUUCAGAGAGCUCAGAAGAGGAGGAGGAGGAGGAGGAAGCAGAAGCCAAAACUGUCAAAGCUACCCCUAGACUAGCAUCUACCAGUGCCUCAGCUGUGGGGGCGAAUGUGCCAUCAAGCAUGAAAGAGAAGGCCAAGGCAAAGACCAAGAAAGCUGGCAAGACGGUGAACUCCGUGCCACAUCCUGCCUCGGCAAAGGCAGUGGUCCACCUCCUCUCUGGGAAGUCACCCAAGAAGUCAGCAGAGCCCUCAGCAAAUACCAUCUUGGUCUCAGAAACAGAAGAGGAGGGCAGUGUCCCAGCCCACAGAGCUGCUGCGAAGCCUGGGACAGUGUCAGUGGACCCAGCCAGCAGCUCCAGUGAAGAUACCUCCAGCUCCAGUGAUGAGACAGAUGUGGAGGUGAAACCCUCAGUAAAACCAGCCCAGGUCAAAGCCUUACCAGCUGCGACCAAGGAGUCUCCUGCAAGAAGGGCAGCCCCAAGCCCUCGGAAGGUGGGGGAUGUGACACCCCAGGUCAGAAGUACCCUGACCCCAGCUGGGGGAACCAAGAAGCCAAAAGAGAAGUUGGAGAGCAGCGAGGAGGAGUCUGAGAGUGAUGAAGAGGUCCCUGCGGGCACACCCAACCAGGUAAAGGCCACUGAGAAAAUCUUCCAGGCUAGAACUGCCACAGCCUCUGCCAAGGGGAUCCCUGGGAAAGGGGCCACUGUGGCACCCCCAGGGAAGGCAGGGCCUGUUGCUCCCCAGGCCACGGUGAAGAGACCAGAGGAGGAACUGGAGAGUAGCAGUGAGGAGGAGUCUGACAGCGAGGAGGAGACCCCAGCCACUGCAGCUCUGCUUCAGGCAAAGUCCUCAGGGAAGAGCCCUCAUGUCAGAGAUGUCUCAACCCCUGCCAAGGGAUCUCCCAGGAAAGGGGCCCCUCCAGUGUCCCCUGGGAAAACAGGACCUGCAGCCAUCCAGGCUUCAGCAGGGAAGCCAGAGGAGGACUCAGACAGCAGCAGUGAGGAGUCAGACAGUGAGGCAGGGACACCAGCAACCAAGACCCUAACUGUGAAUUCCGCUCAGACAAAGCCCCUGGGGAAAAUCCCCCAGGUGAGACCUGCCUCAGCUGUGGGCCGGGGACCUUCAGGGCAAGGUGUAGGCCUUGCAGCCUCCGGGAAGGCAGGCUCGGCGGCCUCUGCAGCCCAAGUGAGAAAGGUGGAGGAGGAGUCAGAGAGCAGCAGUGAGGAGUCGGACAGUGAAGGGGAAGUGCCACAAGCCACCUUGACCCAGGCAAAGCUCUCCGGGAAAACCCUCCAAGUCAAACCUGCCUCGGGUUCUGCCAAGGGGCGCUUGGGGAAAGUGACUGCCCCAGCACCCCCUCAGAAGGCAGGGCCUGGAGUCAGCCAGAUCAAGACUGAAAAGUCCAAGGAGGACUCAGAGAGCAGCGAGGCAUCAUCCGACAGUGAGGAGGAGGCACCAGCUGUGACUCCAGUCCAGGCAAAACCAGCUCUGAAAACUCCUCAGACCAAGGCUUCCCCCAAGAAAGGCACCCCCAUUACCCCUGCAUCUUCCAAGACCCCAGUGCACGUGGGCACCCCAGCCCCCUGGAAAGCAGGAACAGUGACUUCAUCAUCCCCAGCUGUGUCCUGGGGUGCCCAGAGGCCAGAGGAAGAUUCUUCAAGCAGUAAAGAAGAGUCGGAGGGUGAGGAAGAGGCUGCUUCUGCCACAGCAGUGGCACAGGUGAAGUCUGUGGGGAAAGGCCUCCAAGUGAGAGCUGCCUUGGUGCCCACCAAAGGGCCCUCAGGGCAAGGAACUGCCCCAGCGCCCCCUGGGAAGCCUUCAGUUGCCCAGGUUAGAGCUCAGGAUCCUGAAGACUCUGAGAGCAGCGAGGAAGAGUCUGACAGUGAGGAGGAGGCCACCACUCCCGCACCGGCGAAGUCCUCGGGGAAUAUCCCUCAGGCCAAAGCCAGCCCAGCUCCCACUAGAGCAUCCGCCAAAGGGGUAACAUCAGCCACCGGAAAAGUGCUCACAGCAGCUGCUCCAGCCAAACAGGUGUCCCCAGCCAAGGGGAAGCCACCAGUGAAAACCCCCCAGAAUAGCACCGUCACAAUGAGGGGACAGGCAUCUGUGCCAGCCAUGGGAAGGGCAGUGGCCAGAGCAGCCCAGACCCAGAAGGGGCCCAUUGGCAGGGCAGAGGAGGAGGAUUCUGAGAGCAGCGAGGAGGAGUCAGACAGUGAGGAGGAGGUGGCACCAGCUCAGGUGAAGCCCUUGGGGAAGAAGCUCCAGGUCAGGGCUGCCUCAGGCCCUGCCAAGGGGUCUCCCAGGAAAGGUGCCCCUCCAGCACCCGCUAGGCCUGUUUCUGCCAAGGCCCAAGCCCCAGACCUGGUGGGGAAGCAGGAUGAGGAUUCAGACAGCAGCAGUGAGGAGUCUGACAGCGAGGAAGAGACAGUGGCAGCCAUGACCCCAGCUCAGAAGGAUGGUACCUCCAAAACUGCCAGAGGCAAGGCCCUGACCUCAGGACCCACAGAGAAGAACACGAAGGUGUCCUCAGACAGCAGUGGCGAAGAGUUGCCAUCAAGCCAGGUGAUUAAACCCCCUCUGAUUUUUGUCGACCCUAAUCGUAGUCCAGCUGGCCCGGCUGCUACUCCUGCACAGGCCCAAGCUGUGAACACCCCAAGGAAGGCCCGGGUCUCAGACAGCACCGCCGGGCGCUCCUCCUCCGAGAGCGAGGAUGAGGACCUGAUCCCCGCCACGCAGUCCUCCACGCCCGCUGUUAAAACCAAUGUGACUGUGCCCACUGCCCACUCACGGACAACCCCCAGAACCAACGGCAGUGAGGAAUCCAGUCGGGCAUCAGAAGGCAAGAAACAGGAGACGGCAGCCACUCAGGUGGCAAAGCAGAACCCAGCUUCCCUCCCACUGACGCAGGCUGCCCUGAAAGUUCUCACCCGUAAAGCAAAUGAGGCCCAGCCUCCUGCCAGGACUCAGUCUUCAAGUGAGGUUGGCAGUGCUGUGGGAGCACUCCCUGUGACUCGUCCCCAGAGCUCCCCUGUCCAGGCCAAAGUGACCAACAAGCUCAAACAACCCAAGCUUCCUGCAGGCCAACAGGCCACAGCCACUCCCUCUGGCUGCCCCAAAGCCAAAGACCCUGGGAGCUCAGAUGACAGCGAGGACAGCAGCGAUAGCUCUUCGGGAAGCGAGGAUAAUAGGGAACCCCAGAAGGCCAAGUCAACUCCAAGGCUAGUAUCUCCAGCCCCCUCCGGGAAGGAGACCUUGGUAGAGGAGACCACAGCAGAGUCCAGCGAGGAUGAAGUGGUGGCACCUUCCCAGUCUCUCCUCUCAGGUUAUGUGACCCCAGGGCUGACCCUGGCCAAUUCCCAGGCUUCAAAGGCGGCUCUAAAGCCAGACUCCAGCCCCUUGGUUUCCUCUGCUCUGGCACACAAAGAUGACCCAGAUGGCAAGCAGGAGUCUCAACACACAGCAGGCACCAUUUCCCUUAAAACAGGUAAAAAGGAAGCCACCUCAGGCACCACACCUCGGAAGCCCACAAAGGGAGCCCCAAGCACCACAGACUCAACACAGGCACUGCAGAGCAGCAUCGCCCAGCGCCUCCUGGGGGAGCCCUGGCCCCUGAGUGAGGCCCAGGUGCAGGCCUCUGUGAUGAAGGUCCUGACAGAGCUGCUGGAGCAGGAAAGGAAGAAAGCCGCAGAUGCCACCAAGGAGAGCAGCAGGAAAGGCCGGAAGCGGAAGCUCUCAGGAGACCAGUCCGCCGUCAGAGCCCCCAAGAGCAAGAAGAAGAAGCAGCUAGCAGCCGGAGAAAGUGGGGAGGGUGCUGUUUCUUCAGAAAAGGCCUCCAGGACUUCCAAAGGGAAAUCAAAGAGAGACAAAGCAAGUGGCAACACAAAGGAGAAGAAGGGGAAGGGAUCUUCCGGCUCCCAAGGGGCCAAGGACAAGCCAGAAGGGGAGCUGGGGACAGUGAAGGUUGAAGGUGGAGAUCAGAAUGACCCAAAAAGCAAAAAAGAGAAGAAGAAAUCUGAUAAGAGAAAAAAAAAUAAGGACAAAAAGGAAAAAAAGAAGAAAGUGAAAAAGGCCUCAACCAAAGACCCUGACGCACUGUUCCAGAAGAAAAAGAAAAAAAAAGAAGAAGACAGCAGAGCAGACCGUGUGAGGGGCCAAGCACAAGACAGGGAGUUCUUCAUGGAGUAGUGACCAUCUCCAGGCCUCUGACCUCUGCCUACCGUGGUUUGGGACUGAAUUUUUAACUUCUCCCUCUGCAGAAGAAGAUGGCCAGCGCAGGAUCCCAGUGCUGGCCAAGCCUGUGAGCCUGCCAGAAGCCUGGUCUGAGGAGGAGGCAGGCCCAGCUCCUGGGACCUCACCCCACUGACCCCAGCACAAGGGCGCUUCGUAUAGAUUGUACAGUAUAUAUAUUUUUUUAAGUGACCUGUCUCUCCCCCUUCAAAUCCAACAUGCCUAAGGGCUAGGACUUCCCACCACUUUGCUCUGCAAAUCCAGUGAGGCCAAGCGUAUGCUUCUCCUAUGCAUCUGGUCUCUGGCUGAUCCCAAGCCUUUGUCUUCUUUUUGUCUGUUCUGUUCUUCUGGUUGUAGGUUGUGGUUUCUGUGUUCUGUUGUUCUUCUUUCCUUUUUUUUUU